CAAAAUGCACAAGAAACAGCGACAAGAGAGAUGACCUAAUCAUAAUUGCUGCAAAGAGCUAGUUAGUUUAUGUGGCAUCUGAUUCGCCAUUUUCACGCCCAGUCACUCGCUGUCAAUUUGCUCGGCAGCUCGGCCGGUGACUGUGGCCUCCGCCUCCACAGCCGAGGCUGAUUUUCUCCCCGCAUAUUAAUUCAUGCCAUCUCUCCAAAUCUCACCUCACAUUCCUCUUCACUCCUCACCCACUUAACACCAGUCUUCAUCCCCCCAAACCAACCUACCGCGCCAAAAUAAAUCCCCAGAAUAAUCACUCGACAUGUCAGGACCCGGCGCCGGCCACGAAUUCCCCGCCAAGGAAGUCUCCUGGCUGAAGCGCGACGUGCUCCUCUUCGCAAACAGCAUCGGUGUUACCUCCAAGGAGCUGCACUUCCUCUAUGAGCUACAUCCCGAUUUUGCAGUUUUCCCAACUUAUCCGGUUAUUCUCCCAUUCAAACUAACCGACGCCGAGGUAACCGACUUCUACGCGCGGAGCAAAGGAUCCCCGAUCCCCGGUGUUCCGGCCUUUGACCCGCGACGCGUCGUCGAUGGGCAGCGGAAGAUUACUGUCUUCAAGCCGCUGCCCCCGACCAGCGCGGGGCGCAAGUUCGAGUUGCGGAGCAAAGUUGUCGGCGUGUAUGACAAGGGCAAGGCGUCUGUUGUUGAGACGGAGCAGUCGAUUGUGGAUGUUGCGAGCGGCGAGGUGUAUUCGAGUGUCGAGAGCAGUGCGUUUUAUGUUGGGCAGGGGGGGUGGGGAGGGCCUAAGGGACCUGCCACGCCAAACUAUCCCCCGCCCGCUGGCCGGAAGCCCGACGCUGUGAAUGAGAUCGUGACCACGACCGAGACGGCGCAGCUCUACCGUCUAAACGGCGACUACAACCCCCUGCACGCGACCCCCGAACCCGGCCAGAAAAUGGGUUUCGGCGGGGUCAUCAUCCACGGGCUCUACAGCUGGAACGCGACGGCGCACGCGGUCCUCGAAGCAUUUGGCGGGAGCAAUCCGGCGAAUUUCCGCGAAUUCCAGGCUCGCUUUGCGAGCCCCGUCCGGCCCGGUGAUAGGCUUAUUACGGAGAUGUGGAAGACGGGGGAGGUUGUUGAUGGGUUUGACGAAGUGAGGUUUGUGACGAAGAAUGGGGAGGGGAAGGUUGUUCUUAGUAAUGGGCGGGCGUUGAUUAAGGCGCCGAGCGGGGGUGCGAAGUUGUAGGAUGCGGGAAAUUCCUGAUAUGUUUAGGGCACUUGGUGAAGUUGAGCUUGUUGCAUCGAUUACAGGUGCUGUGUCUAUCUACUCUCUUGGGAAUCGGAAUGCUACAGGUUGAAUAAUAUUCGAGGAGGACAGCUAAGAGCUCAUGUUCAAGGCCCAAUAAGGACAGGAUGUUGCUCAAUUCUUAUUCGCAGCGUGUGCACCAGGCUUGCAAAUAAGCAUAAUAGCGUUGCAGUCAUACAAAGUCAACGCAAUGCUCUCUUGUCAGCCAGCGAAAAGGGACGCUCAUAUUGAAAACCCACCCCCGGCUGUCUCACCCUGCUGGAGGUAAGGGAAGAAGAACUUAGAGCCUCAAAACCCAAAGGCGAUCGGGAGUAG
Messenger RNA from Aspergillus calidoustus, 1612 nucleotides. Lineage: Eukaryota; Fungi; Ascomycota; Eurotiomycetes; Eurotiales; Aspergillaceae. The record is from the annotation of a GenBank genome assembly.